AUGAUUUCCUCCAAGCCCCUUCCACUCGCUGACGAGUGGACAGAUCCGGAUGCUUACGUUGAGGCCUUGAUUUCCUUCGCUACCAAGUCUGACAUCUUUAGGCAUCUCUGCGGCGGAGUGCAUAUCCUUGACUUCCUAACACGAGAGCCGGACCUUUAUACCUCCCUGCUACCGGAACACUGGCGCACCUUCUUCGAUCAGCAUGAUGUCCAGGAAAUUCUAGACUUGCUCCUCCGCGAUGACCUACAGCCCCUCUUCGGCCAUAAUCAGCGACCAGCCGGACCGGGCAAUGCACAGGAUGCGGACGCAACAGGGUCGCAAGGUGGUGCUCUCCCGCCGCUGGAUCUCUUGGAGUACAUCCACCAGAUUCGGCGCCUGAGUCUGGGACGGGACUUUACUCCGUCUCAACCCGGGACCCCCGUGAUUCCGAGGCAUAUCGCAGUAGGGAUGAAUGUCAAGAAGUACCACGAGGUGGCGCACUUCUCCAAGUAUGUGGACAAGCUGUGCACUACGGUUGAUGAACGACGGGGUGAGGCAAUCACGCACAUUGUGGAUUUUGGGUCGGGUCAGAGUUACCUGGGUCGCACUCUUGCCUCUGCGCCCUACCAUCGACACAUUGUGGCCAUUGAGCGAAAACAUCAGUUCAUCAGUGGUGCGCAAGGCAUGGACGUGCAUGCUCGUCUGAAGGAAAAGAAAAAGGUCAACAUGUACAACAAGAAAGCUGCCAAAUGCAAGGUGUGCGAGGAACCUGAGUCGCCUGCAGCGGUGGAGCCGCGCCCCGAUGCAGGGGAGUCCAACACUGCAGAGCAGAAGCCCCAGGAGGAGGACCCAACAGCAGCUAGCGCCAACGGAGAGGAAGAGGAGUUGGCUAUGAUCAAUGUCUUCCGUGACGUCAGUCUUGCACCCGGUGAGAUCGGCUUUAAGCCUCAUCGGAAUGCGCCCAAGGCAGCUGUCGAGGAAGAAGAAGAUCCCAACAAGCCUAGAGGCACAAUGGACUAUAUCGAGCACGAGAUCAAGGAUGGUUACUUGGAGCCGAUCAUCAAGGAUGUCAUCGAGGCUCCUCUGCCUGCUGUUGAAACCAACGGCGAUGCUGCGGACGAGAACGCGCCUGCGACCAAUGGCGCAAAGGCGGACCAGAAGCCGGAGGACGCCAAGGUCAUGGUCAUUUCUCUGCACUCUUGCGGCAAUCUACUGCACCACGGUGUACGCUCCUUGACACUCAACCCGUCGGUCAAAGCUAUUGCUAUGAUUGGCUGCUGCUACAACCUAGUUACGGAGAGACUAGGCCCUGCAACGUAUAAGCUCCCUAUUCUUCGGUCCAUGCAUCCUCGUCUGACACAGGAUGCCGUCGCGUACGAUCCCCAUGGAUUCCCCAUGUCAAAGCGCUUCGAGGACUACGAGCAUGAAAGCGGUACUGGUGUCAAGCUGAAUAUCACAGCACGGUCUAUGUCUCUGCAAGCUCCUUACAAUUGGGGCAGAAAAGACAGCGAGGACUUUUUCACUCGCCACUUCUACCGAAGUCUUCUCCAGCGUAUCCUGGUGGACCGUGGAGUUGUUGCGAAGCCUAAAAUCCCUGAUGAUCUCUAUGGCGAAUCAGAUGUGCCCGAAGAUGCAGGAAAUCCCCUAAUUGUGGGCUCUCUGCGCAAAUCCGCUUUUGUCUCAUUUUCCGCCUAUGCCACCGCUGCCGUAGCCAAGCUAUCCCGCGAUGCUCACUUCGGUGAGAAGGUGAAAGCCGGCAUGAGUGACCUCACUGAGGAAGACUUAAACCGCUAUGUGGCAGACUAUUGGUACGCAAAAAAAAAUCUCAGUAUAGUGUGGAGCUUGAUGGCUUUCAGUGCCGCCUUGGUUGAGGCCAUCAUUGUUGUGGACCGGUGGCAGUUCCUCCGGGAGCAUGAUUCCGUCCAGGACUGCUGGGUUGAACCGGUUUUUGACUACAGAGAGAGUCCUCGCAACCUGGCUGUUAUUGGAAUCAAAAAAUAG
This is a messenger RNA of Aspergillus saccharolyticus JOP 1030-1, 1980 nucleotides long. RefSeq lists its product as uncharacterized. The record is from RefSeq and is a predicted model, not a curated record. The coding region runs from base 1 to 1980 and encodes 659 amino acids. The transcript has a single exon. Lineage: Eukaryota; Fungi; Ascomycota; Eurotiomycetes; Eurotiales; Aspergillaceae.